Messenger RNA from Pieris rapae (cabbage white), 6477 nucleotides. RefSeq names its product putative fatty acyl-CoA reductase CG5065. Lineage: Eukaryota; Metazoa; Arthropoda; Insecta; Lepidoptera; Pieridae. Gene Ontology annotation, molecular function: alcohol-forming very long-chain fatty acyl-CoA reductase (NADP+) activity. Gene Ontology annotation, cellular component: peroxisome. Bases 257 to 1819 code for a protein of 520 amino acids. The record is from RefSeq and is a predicted model, not a curated record. The transcript has 12 exons. Gene Ontology annotation, biological process: long-chain fatty-acyl-CoA metabolic process.
AGCAGUUUCAAAAUGGCUACCGCCUAACGCUGUCUCCCGAUUGAUUUUUUUAUUCCAUACGUUCUUACACCGGCUUCGAUAAAAACACCGAAACUACCGCGAUUUUUAUAAAUAAAACCUUCAUUCGACACGUUCAAAAAUAAAUAACCCAUUUAUAAUGUGCCAGUGAAGUUUGUGUUACCGUAAUUUCAAAAAUAGAUGGCAGGUAGAAGGCAUGAAGUGAAUUGAACGCACACAUAGCAUAACCGUUGUCAAGAUGGCUUGCCUUCCCUUCCCGAGCCAGGAGUAUGUGCCUGUCGCCGAGUUUUACGCCGAGAAGUCUAUAUUUGUCACGGGGGGAACGGGAUUUAUGGGAAAGGUGUUAGUCGAGAAAUUGUUGCGAAGCUGUCCUAAAAUAAAGAACAUAUAUUUGUUGAUGAGACCUAAACGGGGUCAGGAUGUGGCGUCACGGCUUAGCGAACUUACACAGUCACCGUUAUUCGAGACAUUAAGAAGAGAGAGACCGCAGGAGUUGACCAAAAUAGUUCCGAUAGUGGGAGACAUUACGGAGCCGGAAUUGGGCAUCAGCGCUGCCGAUCAAACCAUGCUGUGUCAAAAGGUGUCAAUAGUGUUCCAUUCAGCUGCAACUGUCAAGUUUGAUGAGAAACUGAAACUGUCGGUAACCAUCAAUAUGCUGGGAACUCAACAGUUGGUUCAAUUGUGUCAUCGUAUGCUAGCUUUGGAAGCCCUAGUACACGUUUCCACAGCGUACUGCAACUGCGAGCGCGAAGCAGUCGAGGAGAGAGUGUACGCGCCUCCAGCGCACCCGGAACACGUUGUCACACUGGUGCAGACGCUGCCAGAUGACCUGGUCGAUAGGAUCACGCCGGAUCUAGUCGGUGACAGACCAAAUACAUAUACAUUUACCAAAGCUUUGGCGGAAGACAUGCUUAUCAAGGAAUGCGGAAAUCUGCCGGUAGCCAUCGUCAGACCUUCGAUUGUGCUGUCGUCUGUCAAAGAGCCAGUAAAAGGAUGGGUAGACAACUGGAACGGUCCCAACGGGAUAAUUGCGGCGGUUGGAAAGGGUGUCUUCAGGUCCAUGUUGGGCACUGGGAACAAGGUGGCAGACCUGGUUCCUGUGGAUACUGUAAUUAAUCUGAUGAUAGUCUGUGCUUGGAGGACGCAUUUGAGACGUGGCGAAGGGGUAGUCGUAUAUAACUGUUGUACCGGACAACAGAACCCCAUCACGUGGCGUCGCUUUGUCAAGACCAGCUUUAAAUACAUGAGAAAACAUCCCUUUAGUGGCCUAGUGUGGUACCCUGGAGGAGACAUCACGAACAAUCGUCUUAAACAUCGGAUUCUGAUGUUACUUCAGCAUCGGGCACCGGCAGCUCUCUUUGAUAUCCUCACUGCUGUUACGGGAAAUAAACCUUCAAUGAUGCGCGUUCAAAGCAAAUUAGAAAAGGCCUCGUCCUGCUUAGAGUACUUCACGACGCGGCAAUGGGCGUUCAGCGACGACAACGUGAAAGCCCUCUGCACCUAUCUCUCGCCACAGGAUCGGACCACUUUCGACUUCGACGUCAGCAAGAUCGACUGGGACGCGUACAUCGAGUCGUACGUUUUGGGCAUCAGGAGGUUUCUCUUCAAGGAGAGCCCCGAAACGUUGCCAAAGUCGCGAGCUAUUUUAUGGCGGUUACACAUAGUUCAUACUUUAACCAAAGUGGCGACAGUUUUCAUCCUUUGGCGAUUUUUGUUCAGUCGCUCGAAAGCUCUUCGGACGCUUUGGCAUCGAAUCUGGGACUUAUUAUCUAGAAUUGCCCGCCUCCUACCGAUCGCCUGAUGCUUAAUAUAAUAUUAUUAGGGGCUUCUGCAUUCUAAUCGAUUUUGUUUCACGCUGUUUCCACGGUUAGCUCAGGAGAUGGCGCUGCUUAGUCUGUGCGACUUUUGACAUUGACGGCUUGACAUGUUAUAAAAUUUAUACGUCGGAAUUUAUGUUUGUGAAUGACCCGUCAUUGUAUAAUUUGUUAUUAGUUGAUUUAACUGCCGACUUGAUUUCUUGAAAUCUAAGUAGAAUUAUUUACUAAUUUUCUAACUUCAUUGACAACAAAUAAAGUUGAAAGUCGCACGGUAUCUUUCUCUUCCCAGCUAAGCCUUUAAUUCGUUACCUUAUUGUUACAAUGUAACGUUAAUUAAUAUAUUUUGUAACAACACUCGCGUCCGCCUAAUUUGGGAUGGUCAUAAAAAGUAAUUUCUAAAUAAAAAGUAAUCACUAGACGAAAUUUAGAAUACCUGUUCACGGUAAACAUGUUUUAUGUUAUAUUAUCUGAAUUUAAGUCAAGUUAAUAAAAUAAUUGUGAUCUUCCCAAGUUUUUCGCGCGCGAGUAUAUAUCAGCUCAAUACGUAAUCAAUUAAUGGUGACUUAGUUCAAAACUGUUAUUAAUAUAAUGUACAAUAGUAAAAAUUAACAAUCAAAUACACCAGUAAGUUCCCGAAACGUUCUUAAGCUCUGUUAAAAUCUGUGCGUAUUUUUCAUAAGAUGUCAGUUUUUAGGUAAAGGAACGUAAAAUGUAAUGUCAAAUGUCCUGCGGGGUUAUUCUCGGCAAAUGAAAGCUUUUCACACGGAAAGUGUCAGCUGUCAUAUUCCAUACCGUCUGUCUGUCUUUUGUCCUUUCCGUUCGGAAUUCGUUUCAUUGUGUUGAAUAAUUCUGCGUAUCGUAUGGGCACCAUUUUGACUUGGCGGCGCAGAAUCUUAACUAUUGAAAAUGCUCUUUGCCUAACUGCUAACUGAGAUCUUUCCAAGCUGUCAUGUGAAACUAUCUUGAUAUUUCAUUUGUCCAGUUUCAUAUGUUGCUGACAGUGUGUUCGAUACUUACCUAAAUGAAUAAAGUCAAUAAUUGGUACCAUUUAAAUAACUUGAAAUAAACUGUUUACUUUUACUAAUAAUACAUUAAGUUUAAACCUAGACCUUUCAAUUUGUGUUUAUGCGGAGAUAAAAAGAGAUAGAUACCUUUCUGUUAUGAGACUGAUUUAGAUUUUAUGGCCGAGAUUGAAGGCUUAAACGCGAAUUAAUUUUAAUUGGAUACAGGCUACAGAGAGUAAUUAUACGUGCUACCUACCGAUACGAACACACUGUCAGAAAAAUAUUAGGAAUAGCAAUUGUUUUGACUUUGAAAUAGCUUGAUAGGUUUAAAUUUAAAAUUGUUAGUGAUUUUUUUAUGUGCUAGACUCGUAGGGAAAUUAGGAAAUUUUUUGAUAUUGAUCUAGAAACUACUGAAUGCUUGUCUUACCUUGUGGAAUGAAAUCAAUAAGUGAUUGGCUUACAAAUUGGCCAUCGAUAACCAUAAGCUCAAAGUUAGUGACACAAAAUUGAAAUUGUAUUUAAAAUUAAGAAAUUUUCGAAUGUGAGGUUGCAAUGAAAUAAUUAAAAUUCAAUUUUUCCAAAUGGAAAUUGGCGUGGGGCCAUAGACAAAUAUAAAGUGGUUAAUCCUUGGUCGUGAUGUCGCUGCGUGUAGCGAGGCGUUACCCGGUGCAAAGUAUCUUUGUCUACGGCCACCAAGGCGUGUGUGCGAUGUUAUUGAAAAAUAUUUAGUAUAAAAAUCUUCCCUUUUUCUAUAUGGUGCCCAAUUUUUUGCUUCCAAAGAUUUAUGUUAAUGACGAAUUUUUAGAUUAGAACGUGACGCUUUAUAAUAUUAUGUUAUUUUAAAACUUGGGAUAAUGAAUGAUGUUUAGAAAUGUCCUAUUUUGUCCCGUCCAUCACACUCUUCUUUCCCUAUCAUCGGGGUUAAAUAUUUUGUGUUGUUUUUAAAUUAAUAAAACUUUCAAAACUUAAAAUUUGAACGAAGGACAAAGUAAGGCUGGAUUAAAAAUUAUUUUAUUGUGAUAACGCUCGUCCAACUGUCUCGUUCUACGGACAUGUAAUAGAUAAAGACAGGACACAAUAAUCCGAACUCUUCGCUUUGCAAGCGUAAUUGUCAAGUACGUUAGUGUGAGAAAUAAUUUUGUGUCUUUCUAAUUGUGCAAGUACGUAAGAGAUGGAAAUGAUGCUAGUUUUCCUAUUAUAUGAAAUCAUGGUUUUAGACAAUUGUGCCACAUUACGGGCUCAUUCGGCUGAACCACCGGGUCAGUUUACAGCACUACAUGUAUCUAGUCUUUAUUCAAAUCUUUCUUGUGAUUUUCCAAAGAGUUUUGAUAUUUCUUUUAGAUCGGACAUUACUUAAGAACUCAAUCUGUAAUGUGAAUCGGAUUCAAUUGACUCAAUCGUUCGGCGUGAGGCAGAAAAGGACAGCAAAAUUUUAUCGAUAUAAACCUCGUUUUAUUAGUAAAAACUCAUUAACACAAAGACUGAAGAACUCUGAAUGUUAUGAUUAACAAAAUUAAUUUUAUCACCCAUUCAAAUUAGUUGUCGGGACUUGGUCCUUACUUUUUGUAAUGUCCCGAAUAACAACCAAAAAAAAAUUAUUUUCGCAUUGACAGUGUAUAAAAUACCCACGCAAUAUGAAGUAAGUUGUACUGUUAAGUAAUGCCUAAGUUUAUACAAAAUGUUGAUUAGCAUUUUUUCUUAAUGAUAAGUCUAUCGCGAUAGCUUUCGAUUCGUCACAGUUCGAUUAGAAUCGGUUUUUAGUAUCGAUUGUUCCGUUUGCACUCAAAUUUGAUGCUGCCAGUAGUAUCGGUUAAAGAUCGACAUUAGGAAGAUGAUUCCUUAACCAGUGUUAAAUAAUUUUAAGUUCACUUUGCGAGUAUAGAAUCGAUUCGAUUUCGAGUCUCAAUGAUCUUUCGCUGACUUAUUUAUUGUAGAUAGUAAUAAAGCUUCGUAUUCAUUAGGUGACAUUUUGAUGGUGCGACAUGGCAGCCAUUUUGUCAUCAAAAUAAUCGCUUGUUAAAUAACGUGAGGUGAAAUGUUUUGUCAAAGUGUAACGUAAACCCACAGUUUUGUAAAGCGGUAUUGUUAUAUUACAAUCAACACCUGUAAGCUUACAGUGCAAGUUUAAUAGCGAUUUCGAUUGAGUUCUCGUACAACGUACUUCCAAGUAUGUGAAAUCAGCGCUACGGAUAUUGAAAGCCUUCUUGUUGAAGUUACAUAGUAAUAAUACUUGCAAUCGUGAUAUUUCUGAUGCAGCACGAUUAAACAUGAUCACUGUGUCACAUCAGCUAUGUAGCGCCAACUAAGCAUUUUAAUAAGAGACACCUUUUAAAUUUGAAUUCUUUAUUCUAGAUGUUCAAAGUCCACAGAAUAUAUAAAUAAAUGCUUACGUCGAAUGUCAAUAAAAAAUGAAUUUUAUUUGUCUGCCGUCUGUGGUCUGGAACUCAUUUAAGAUGCUUUUUUCGCGAGACAGGCUGUCGCUACACGAGUAAAAUGUACAAUAAUGAAUACAUUGCUUAGAAUAAAUCAUUUUUGCGUAGGGCAAUGAGCUAGAGUGAUAUUUGAUUCCUAAACGGAAGUUAUAACGAUGAUUUGUUUUCUUACUGUAAGUAUAUAUAUGUACAUUUUGAACUUCCCUUACUUUAUUGUAAUAUUUUGCGUUGAAUUGUAUUUAUUUGAACAUUUUAAUUCGGCGGUAUAUAAUUGUAUAUAUAGAAUUUAGUUAUAGUUAAAUCCAAAUAUAUAAAUAUGCAAAAAUUACAUUUAUUUUUUGGCUGUAGAGUGUGUAUCGAGAUAGUGAUUAAUGAAGGCCACUUAAACGAACGUUCUAUAUAAAAACUCUUAUUUAUAUAUAUUUUUUGAAUACGGCUUAUAUUCAAAAACCUAACUAGUAAUUGUCUUAAGCAGUGUGUUUUAAAUUAAAAAUCAAUGUGAAUAAAAAAAUGCGUUGUCAAUAGACAACAUUUCUUCUAAGCAUUCAGAAUUCAUUAUGGUCCUUCAUUAAAAAAGUAAUAGACAAUUAGGUAAGGAGAUAAUUAUCUAUAUGAAAAUGUUGUGUAUCGAAAUCCAGGUAUGAUUUAUCUCAUAAAAGACUUCUGGUAAGUGGCAUUCAUUAAAUCGUAUGAGUGCUUUAAAAUAAUUUCGCUUAGCAAUGGUUAUUGUAAAUCCGUAUCUUCGUGGAAAGUUAGUGCUGGUCUAUAAAUCGCUCAAUGUUGGAUUGUCUCUUGUCUCGCAGAAGUACGUUAUUAUACAUAAAUAAAUUAAACAUGCGAGGAAAUCAUGUAAAUUAAACAUAUAAAAAUAGUUACAUCAUGUAUCUAUAUACAUUCAUACUUGAAAUUAUCAGGGCGGUGUGCAAAAAUCCUAAAUUAAAACUUUAAAUAUAUAAAAAAUCUUUAUUGAAAGAUAGUUCUUUUCUCUCUUUUUUAAAUCUGACACGUUGUUUUUUCUAUCUCUAACCGGCCAGUUCUCCAGAUGAUAGAGACCAAGCAAUAUGACAUAUACAAGUCUAAUAAAAUCUUCAAUUUAAUUAAUUAUUGCGAGACAGAGAUAGAAUGUUAGGAAAUCGGUGUGUGGUGAUAGGACGGCAUAUAGGGAGGUUACGAUUAUUCCAAUUAAAUUAAAAACAAUGUAAAGUU